AUGCACAAGAGGAAGCAGGUGAACAGCUGCUCCAUCUGUCAUCACGGGUGACCGCCGAGCCCCAGGGGCGCACGGUCUUUUUCUGCCAAUUACAAAGACUGCCAUGUGCUGGAGAAGGAUGGGCGCUCCCACCUGAGGGUGUUCAUGGAAGCUGUGCAGCCCGGCGGUCACUCUGACACCUGUCCCAAACCUGAUCACACCUGGACUCCAGACUCCCGCCUGGCACCACCCACCACAUUCUCACUUCCUGCCCCUCAUCCGUACCCUCUGACUCAGGAACAGUGCCAGGUGGCCUCCAGGCACAUCCCCUGCAGAGUGAGAAGAAGUUCAAAGGAAGCAUCAGCUGGCUGCUGUCAUGACAACACCAGAGAGGGUCCCUCUUACUAUGGCAACACUGUGACUGUCCAGUGCUUCAGAAACAGUCACUUCGUCCUGGUGGUGUCCCGAGAAACAGCCUUGGUGUGCAGGACACUAAUCAAUGUCCAACUGGUCUGCACCGCCCCCCAGCUGCUCCCCAACCAGGAGGCGGGAUCCUCCGUGGUCUCCACGGCUGGCCCUCUCACCUGCUGUGACACCACAGUCCAGGUGGACAGCAUCCAGCAGAACCAGUUGGUGUCCAACAUCGGCAUCUGGAUGGGGCCACACGGUUCCAUCAUGUGGGACGGCGCCUUCCUCACACAGGCUGGGCCGCGGGCUUGGUACAGUAAUCUGGAUGCGCUGAUUCUGUGUCUUCUCUCCUCCAUCCUCUCCAACUGGGACUUCAGGCUUCACAUCCACUGUGUCUUCAAUGCCAGUGACUUCCUGCCCCUCCAGGCGUCUCUCUUUCCUCCCCCUCCAGCCACUGUGACCCAGUACAGCCCCCUGAGGCUUCAGCUGCAGAUCGACAAGGGAAAAGGGUACGACAAGGCUUUUAGUUCCUACCACAGGGAGGGGGACCACCCCAUUGUGGGGCUGCUUCAAGAGUCUGACCCCAUGGAGGUCUGGCUCCUGCAGAGGACAGACCCCAUUCUGGUCCUGGUGCUGCACCAGCACUGGGCCGCUCCCACCGCCAACCCCUUCCAGUGGCCCAUCCAGUCAGGCGAGUGUCCUUUUGGUGACAUCAGGACCUGAAUGAUGGCCUUGGAAGGGGCUCUGCCCUGCCACUCUCACUACCAGUGCUUCACCAUUGCCACCUUCGCCCCCCUGGACACUGGCUCCUGGAGGGUUUACUUCCUUUGCGGCACCUCUGCCUGCUGCCCCUCAGGGCUAAAGACUUACUCGACCACAUGUAGCUCUGGGGCUGCAGGACGGCAGUGAGCCUCAGGUCACCACAAUGACAUUGCCAGGCCCAGCAUGGUGAGCUCUCCCGGGCCACUGGGUUUUGAGGAUUCCUACAGGUGGGAGUCUACGCUGGGGCCUGCAGGCUCCACCAUGAGCUGCAACCCAAGACCUCUCCUCUGGGUAAUUCUUUUGCUGUUGGCUGUUGCCCUGGUCCGAGGGGUUGGCGUCUUUGUGGACCUGAGCCAGGCCAAGCCCAGAAGCUCCCGGAAGGCAACAGAAGAGCUGCGGCCCCUGCUGGGUAGAGGCCAGUGCCUCCCAGGGCUGAAUUUAGGGGACUUUGCCUCUCCACAAGGAAAGGCAGCAUUCCGGGCAGAGAAAGCAGGACGAGAGAAGGGAUGGUCGGCACAGGAUGAAUGGCAGCCUGUUGGCCCUGAUGCCAUUGUGGGCACGGCUGCCAGACAGGUCAGUACCAGUGCUGGCUGUGCUGCCGACCGUCUGCUCGUGUAUGACAUGGGCCUUCACCUCUGA
Delphinapterus leucas (beluga whale) is the source of this 1788-nucleotide messenger RNA. NCBI's taxonomy places the organism in Eukaryota, Metazoa, Chordata, Mammalia, Artiodactyla, Monodontidae. The record is from RefSeq and is a predicted model, not a curated record.